AUGCUGAGAGACCUCCAAGCUUCUGCCUCCUCGGACGGAGACGUCAUCGUGCCCAAGGUCAUCAAUGCCGCCCCGUCUUUGGAAAAGGCGGAGAUGUACGGUAUAGACGACCAGCGGCCGGCCUCCUCAAGGAUGAUGGCCCUGGCGGGGCGCAUUUUCAUCGAAACAAUUCCACAAUGGCUUGCGGCGGGGGGUAUGCUGGCGCUGAUAUUCGGGGGCUGUUGCUCAAAUGUCUUCGCGCUGGAAGCUAUUGUGAAAGUUGAACCAGACAGCGGGACGCUGUUGACUUUCGUACAAUUCCUUUUCGUUGCCGUCACAGGCUAUAUAUCGCAAUUCGAUCAGGACAGGCCCCCCUUAUUCCUCAGACCGAACCGUGUUCCAAUUCGCCGCUGGAUGUUCAAUAUACUCUUGUUCUUCACGAUCAACGUUUUGAACAAUCACGCAUUCAGCUACAAUAUUUCAGUCCCCAUACAUAUUAUACUUCGCUCAGGAGGCAGUAUUACUACUCUGGCGGCCGGUUUUCUAUGGGGCAAGCGGUUCUCGAGGAUACAGGUGAUUGCAGUCACACUCUUGACAAUUGGGGUGAUCAUUGCAGCUUGGUCGGACCAGCAAUCGAAGAAAGAUGUACAGACCUCGCAAGAAACGCCACCUUUCAGCACAGGGCUUGGCAUCCUCUUCUUGGCCCAGGUAUUGUCGGCCAUCAUGGGCUUAUAUACAGAGGAAACGUAUAAAGAAUACGGGCCGCACUGGAAAGAAAACCUAUUUUACUCGCACCUACUCGCCUUACCCCUAUUCCUACCUUUCCUCCCUGCCAUGAGGAGACAAUUUCUAAAAUUAGCGGCCUCGGCGCCCCUAGGCAUGCCGUCGUACGAAUCAUUUUCGAACCUCCCCGUGGAUGUACGGGAAGGGUUGAACAGAAUUUACAUUCCAAGUCAGCUUGCCUAUCUUGUCAUGAAUGUCUUGACUCAGUAUGCUUGCAUUCGAGGGGUCAAUCUUCUUGCUUCAGCAGCCUCGGCACUUACGGUCACGAUUGUGCUCAAUGUCCGGAAGUUGGUCAGUCUGCUGCUGAGCAUUUGGUUAUUUGGCAAUAGAUUAUCGCCAGGAACAUUACUUGGUGCAGUCAUUGUAUUUUUUGCAGGAGGGAUGUAUGGAUUAGAGGGUAACAAAAACCCUAGUCGAUCGAGACAUAGGGUCAGCGCGAGCAAUAGCAAAGUAGGAUAG
Molecule: messenger RNA, 1221 nt
Organism: Amorphotheca resinae ATCC 22711
Lineage: Eukaryota; Fungi; Ascomycota; Leotiomycetes; Helotiales; Amorphothecaceae
Exons: 5
Coding region: 1-1221 (406 amino acids)
Biological process (GO): transmembrane transport
Cellular component (GO): endoplasmic reticulum membrane; Golgi membrane
Molecular function (GO): UDP-N-acetylglucosamine transmembrane transporter activity
Source: RefSeq, a predicted model, not a curated record